CUUUCAAUGCCUUUGGUCAAUUUCGUAGAGUCUAUUAUGUACUAUAUUGUUGUACAGUUAUGUUUUGAUAAGAUGAUUCUGUCAUGAGAAUCUUCAUGGAUGUAUAACAUACUGAUUUUUUUUUUUGAUAACUGAGCAAUCCACUGGGUCACGGUUCAAAACUCGGUGAGUAGUGGCUCUGACCCUUCUCCAUUUAAACAUGGUAAUUUACAAAGAUUAUUACCCCUCUAACUCAGUUGUGCAGCCAGAAAUUUAUGAAGGGUGUCCAAACUUUAGAUAGUAAAUAUUUUAAAAGAAUUAAUUCUAUAGGGAUUAGAUCUUGCUUGCAUACUUCUGCACCCAAUUGGCACUGAGCUACUGCUCACUUCACAUGAAAGUUGCAAGGAAUCGAACCUGGGAGCCGCCGUGUAAGUUUCGUGCAUAACCUUGCCACUGUGCUUUGGGUCUCCAUUGGUUCCGAGGGUGUUCAAAAUACUAUAUAUAUCAAUAUAAAGUAUGACUUGACCCAUAUAUAUUGUAGUUUUCCAACGAAGUGUGUCCAGCUGGACACCUUGACACCACCGUAGCUCCGCUCCUGCUCUAACCUUCUUUACUUGUGCUCUGCCUACGUAAGUGUCCCAUAGACUUCAGAUGACUUCAGAUCUAGCUUCUGAUGUGUGAGUUUUCUUCAUCGUCCAUCAUCUUGCAUAGCCUUUGUAAUUGACAUGGCUGACUUUUGUUCCAUUAUGAGACAACAUUUGAAUAUCUAUAAUGACAAUGCAAUACCCACCUAUAUAGAUGCAAUGAAAUCUGGGUAGGAUGGGUGAGGCUUUGACCAGAUAACAUUGGGAUUGUGCCAAAUUACUACAUCCAAUAUUUAUUUUUCAGAGAUAUUGACUAUGCUGCUGGGAAAUAUCGCUGACCUAGCUACCAAAGCUUGUGUGGAGUAGUAUUGGAAGUUACACAAAGAUUGAUAUGUAGGUAUCAGUUGGGUAGUAACAGAAGCCUAGCUAAUUAAACAACUGAAGGACCUCCUCGAAUUAUUGCAGAAGUUAAGGUCUCUUAAUCAUUGCUAAAUAGCCAUCUGGUAAGAUUUGUUCCUAUGAAAAAUAGAAGAGAAUUUUUUAUUGAAUUGGUGUAUCUACAGUAUGAUACAGAGCCCUAUUUUUAGACACUACAUUACAAUCCUUAUUUAAGGAUUCUAUUUACUAAUCCUAUUCUUAUUCUAACACUCCCCCUCAAGCUUAUGCAUACAAGUCAUAUGUACCAAGCUUGUUACUGAUGUAACUAAUAUGAGGACCGGUGAGAGACUUGGUGAAGAUAUCUCCAAGCUGAUCACUCAGGCAGCUGCUUAGGUCACUGGAAAACUGCACAGUGAUGGCUGUUUUCACUGGAAUGAUGCACAAUGUUUCUUGCAGCAAAUCUAAGAAAGGCAGGGGGAAAUAUCGAUCCAUAAACGUGGAAAUGAAAACCAAAUAUGGUAGCAAAAUCACAGUUCAUAUUCCGGAUGACAUUGAUAGAGCUGUAGGUCCUGGGGCUAGAGAUAUUGUCAAUUAUUGUGGCUUAACCAUGAGGAGCACUAUCUCGUUUAGAGAUGGUGAUUGGGCUACAAUUUUUGCAAAAGAUGGAGAAAAAAUGUGGCUGAAAGUGAAGGAGAAAUUUGAAGUAGGUGGUGGUAGGGGAGAGAAUGUGUUGCAGGGUUUUGUGGCCAGCACUAUGAAAAGGCUUUUUAGAACGUGGAAGACUCGGUUGCAUGCUGAAUACUUGCGUUAUAAUACUGAUGAGGAGAGACUGUCCCAUCCGCCAAAAGAUGUUGUGCCUGAGGAUUGGGAAUUUCUUAUACAAUAUUUUGGAAGCCAGUCAUUCAAGGCUAAAAGCGAGAGAAAUAAAAUAAACAGGAAAAAGCAAACAACAAAGCAUUUAUGUGGUUCAAAGUCUUUUGCAGAAGUAGAGGAAUCACUGAGAGAUCCUCUUACCGGAGAAAAGGCACCACCAGAUCGUGUCUGGGAGCUCCAACAUACGCGUAAGAAUGAUAAAGGAGAACUGUUGUGGUCAGAUCAACAAUCACAACAAAUUCACGGCCAGAUCCAGGAACUUGUGGUUCAACAGCAAUAUGAACAAAACAUGAAUCCAAUGACUGGAGAUGAGAUUUUAGCUACUGUACUUGGCGAGAGAACAUGCUAUGUCCGUGGAAAAGGUUAUGGAAAGACGCCUCUAAAAAAGAGCCGCAUGCGACAUGGGUACUUGGGAUCUAGCCUGUUUUCUGCAAUAGAAGGUGUGCGCCAAGAGAUGCAAGCUGACAUGGAUCGUAAGUUGCAAGAGGAACGUGAACAAAUGCGAGCUGAAAUGGAGAAAAUGUUUCAAGCACAGAUGGAAGAGGAGCGCAGACAAAUGCGACUAGAAAUAGACAAAAGGAUCCAAGAUCAGAUGGUGGCUAAUUUAAUGGUUGGAAUGCAACAGGGUCAAGGUUCUUCAACUGCCCGAGUUAGCAAAGGCAAAAAGCAAAAAAGCCCUGAAGUCAGUUGGGUUGUUAAGCGUAAGCGCAAGUAAUCCUUCCAGGUUUAAUGAACAAAUUUGCAAUUUAUGGGAAGAGAUUUUUACACUCUGAUAUUCAGGUUUAAUAUAUUUAUGAUUUAGUCUGUUUGCCUUC
Messenger RNA from Solanum lycopersicum (tomato), 2629 nucleotides. RefSeq lists its product as uncharacterized. NCBI's taxonomy places the organism in Eukaryota, Viridiplantae, Streptophyta, Magnoliopsida, Solanales, Solanaceae. The record is from RefSeq and is a predicted model, not a curated record.